Messenger RNA from Sorghum bicolor (sorghum), 966 nucleotides. RefSeq lists its product as uncharacterized. The transcript has 2 exons. NCBI's taxonomy places the organism in Eukaryota, Viridiplantae, Streptophyta, Magnoliopsida, Poales, Poaceae. The annotation marks the transcript as partial. The record is from RefSeq and is a predicted model, not a curated record.
AUGACUUAUCAGCCAAGCGAAUACAGUUGCAUGUAUCAGCAAUGUUUAAUUGACUACUAUUUCCCGCGGCCCCUUCUGCCGUCCGUAGGCCAUCGGACGGCCCACAGCAGCCGCGGGGGAACCCGAUGCUUUGCGGCGCCCUCGCUGCCCCUCGCCCGCCCUUGCUGCGGCUGCAGCUCGCUCCGCGACGCGCCGAAAAACAGCCGUUACUACCGCACUCCUCGCUGGGUGUCUCUGGCUGGCUGGCUGGCUGGCCUGCGCGCCUUGCCGCCCGCCGCGCGGCUCGCUACUCCCCCUCCCCCCUCGCGUUUCCACGCCACCCUUCUCUGGGCUGGAGGGAGAGCCCCGGAAACGGACGCCGACGCGCGGCAAGCGCCCCCCCCCUCGCCGCCUUCUGGAGUCUUCCGCGCCUUCCGUUACUACUCCGGGGCCAUCAUAAGGGGGCGAGGGCGAGAGGGGGCGCCCCGUCGAUCCCUAAAUCCCUUCCCCCCUUCCUCAUUCCUCACCGUGGGCGCGGCGGCGGCGCGCUUGCCGAAAGAUCCACUGAAGCGGGAUUGGACUCUGAGAGUCCCACCCACCGAGCUUAGCUUCCGGUCGGGGAUGGAGGUGCCCAAGUCGGUGGCGCUUGUGGCCGCCCUGGCGUUCGUGGUGCUGGGAGCGCUGGCCACCAGGUGGCUGCAGCGCAUGGAGGAGCGGAACGAGGAGGUGCGCCGCCUCGCGUUGCUCGCGGCGGCAGAAGUGGAGGCCAUCGAGAAGGAGGCGGCGGCCUACCACUACGGCCAGUACGGCGGGUUCGUGCGCGCCUCCGACUUGCCGGAGGUACCAUCGCUGUGGACGACGGCGCAGGAGGUGGCCGCUGCGCCGCUGUGGACAACGCAGGCGCAGGAGGUGGCCCCUGUGCUUGCGCCGAAGGAGGUGGAGGCUGAGGCGGCGGUGGCGGUCUCCGCUACGGCAGGGAAGCGCGUC